Molecule: messenger RNA, 2474 nt
Organism: Anopheles bellator
Lineage: Eukaryota; Metazoa; Arthropoda; Insecta; Diptera; Culicidae
Product: annulin
Exons: 6
Coding region: 46-2337 (763 amino acids)
Biological process (GO): peptide cross-linking
Molecular function (GO): protein-glutamine gamma-glutamyltransferase activity
Source: RefSeq, a predicted model, not a curated record
AGAUAUUUUCGCAAUAGUUGAUUUCAGGUUAAGUUCCUGAUCAGGAUGAGUUAUUUGUAUGAUUAUGUUGAGAAAUUGUUGCCAUCUUCGUGGCGUAGAAAACGCAUCCGACGUCCCAUUAUUUGGUCUUCACCGGAGUAUUCUGCAUCCGCCGACGUGCUGACGGUCCGAUCGGUUGAUCUUUGCAUCGAGGAGAACGGCAAGAAUCACCACACGAAGCGGUUCGAGCUGAUGGGCCGCGAUGAGUACAGUGGCAAGAUCCCGAAGCUGAUCGUUCGCCGUGGACAACCGUUCCGGCUGCGGAUAAUCUGCGAUCGUCCGUACGAUCGGAGUCGCGACGCACUGAGCUUGAUCUUUACAGUGGCCGACGAAGAUCAGCCAACGCACGGGCAUGCGACGUUGGUCGGUAUUCCGGUUAAUCAGUUUCCGUUCCAGCUGGGAGAUCCGCUGGAAUGGGGAGCCGCGAUCGAGGCGAUCCAAGGAGAUAUGCUGGAGAUCUUGGUGAAGCCUGCCGCUUCGGCACCGAUUGGCCAGUGGAAGCUGGACAUCGACACGAAGCUGUUGAGCGAUGCGUUCGGCAAGAGCUACUCGCUCCCACAAGCGUUCUACGUCCUGUUCAAUCCUUGGUGUGUCGACGAUCAGGUUUACAUGGAAGAACGAUCCCACCGCCAUGAGUACGUCAUGAGCGACACGACGCUCAUCUAUCGUGGAUCGUACAAUCGGCUGCGACCCUCGGUUUGGAAGUUUGGCCAGUUCGAUAAGCACGUGCUCGAUUGUUCGUUGCUGUUGAUUGCUAAGAUUGGUAAAGUGAGUGCCACACACCGGGGUGAUCCUGUGCGUGUCUGUAGAGCCAUUUCGGCGGCCGUAAACUCACCGGACGAUGAUGGUGCCCUGAUGGGGAACUGGAGUGGAGAUUUCUCUGGCGGUACGGCUCCUACGAAGUGGGUUGGUUCGGUUGAGAUCCUACAGCAGUUUUACAAGAAGCAGAAACCGGUCAAAUAUGCCCAAUGUUGGGUGUUUGCCGGAGUGGUAUCCACAAUUGCUCGAGCCAUUGGAAUACCGUCGCGGGUGGUGACUAACUACUCGUCAGCGCACGACACCCAGGCCUCGCUGACGGUGGACUACUUUGUGGACAAACACGGCAAAAUAAUGGAGGAAAUGAGUUCCGACUCUAUCUGGAACUACCACGUGUGGAACGAGGUGUGGAUGCAGCGCCCCGAUCUGGGCAUCAGUUCCGACGGUGACUACGGUGGGUGGCAGGCGAUCGAUGCCACCCCGCAGGAAUCAUCCGACGGGAUGUUCCGCUGUGGACCGGCCUCGGUCCUGGCGGUCAAGCUAGGCGAGGUACUGAAACCGUACGAUAACAAUUUUCUGUUUGCGGAAGUGAACGCCGACAAGGUGUUCUGGCGUUACACCGGACCACAGCACCCGCUGAAGCUGCUCCGAAAGGACGUGCUCGGAAUCGGUCUGUUCAUCAGCACGAAAGCCACCGGUCGGUGGGAGCGUCAGGACAUUACGUCGUCCUACAAGUUUGCGGAAAAAUCGGAAGAGGAACGGGCCACAAUGUUGAAGGCACUGAAACAGGCGAACAGUUACUUCAGUCGGUACUAUCUGAACGAGGAGUUUAACGAGGUGUACUUUAACUUUGAGCUGCGCGAUGACAUUAAAAUUGGGGAACCGUUUAGUGUGAUUCUUCUCAUCAGAAACCGUUCUUCGGAGAAGCAGCACAACAUCGAAGGGUCGCUGCACGUUGACACCAUACUGUACACGGGCAAGGACCGCGAUAGUGUAAAAGUGGAACCGUUUUCGAUUGCCCUGGAUCCGGGCACGGAGCACUCGGUCCAGAUGAUGGUGGAGUUUACGGACUACUACCGCAAGCUGCGCGAUCAGGCAGCAUUCAAUAUUUCGUGUAUGGCCACGGUGCAAGACACCGAGUUCGAGUUUUAUGCUCAGGAUGAUUUCCGAGUGCGAAAGCCGGACAUAAAAAUACAACUGUUGGGAACGCCGGUAUCGCAGGCACCGGUCGAUGUGCAGAUUACGCUGGAAAACCCACUUCCAAUAGCGCUUCGCAAAGGAUUAUUUCACGUGGAGGGAUCGGGCAUUGGAAAACCGUUACUGUUUAAGCACGCUGAAAUAGCUGCAGGAGAGAAGAUCUCCAACGUUUUCACCAUGAUACCACCCUACUCGGGAAGGCUAACGAUCGCUGCCAAAUUUACCUCGAAGGAGCUGGACGAUGUCGAUGGGUUCCUUGCUUUUGAGUCUGCCCCACGGCCAGAGGACAUCAUCAUGGAAACGGAGAGCAACGCAAUCAUCUCCCGUACAGACGUGAUAGACUAAGGAAGCCUGCCAAAGAAUCUGCCAUACCUUUCUUUCCCCAGUUACGUCCUAACCCACUGCCUAAAUUAUGACCGUUUGUAUUAACAUUAUGCAGUGUUGUAUUUAAAAUAAUUAAAACCAAUAAAACUAUAGUUCAA